This is a messenger RNA of Trametes versicolor FP-101664 SS1, 300 nucleotides long. RefSeq lists its product as uncharacterized. NCBI's taxonomy places the organism in Eukaryota, Fungi, Basidiomycota, Agaricomycetes, Polyporales, Polyporaceae. The coding region runs from base 1 to 300 and encodes 99 amino acids. The record is from RefSeq and is a predicted model, not a curated record. The transcript has 3 exons.
AUGCACGCCGUCUUCUUCUCUGUCUUGCUCUUGCAGAGCUUCUUUGCUUUGUUGGUGCAGGCAACCCUUUAUGUCACACAACCCACGGCCGGGUCCACCUGCAGCGGUGGAAAGCCAUGCACCGUCCAGUGGCUGGACGAUGGCACCGCGCCUCUCCUCUCCCAGGUCGGCCCCUGCUACGUCGGGCUCUACAACGGGAACAACGUCCUCGUGCAGCAGAUAGUGCCCGUGGACAUCUCGAGCGUACACUCGCUGCAGUUCACGCCGGACUCGAACGCGGGGCCUAAUUCUGGGUCAUAG